Myzus persicae (green peach aphid) is the source of this 1505-nucleotide messenger RNA. RefSeq lists its product as uncharacterized. The record is from RefSeq and is a predicted model, not a curated record. The coding region runs from base 915 to 1451 and encodes 178 amino acids. The transcript is spliced from 9 exons. NCBI's taxonomy places the organism in Eukaryota, Metazoa, Arthropoda, Insecta, Hemiptera, Aphididae.
UGGAGACCAAGUCAUAUUGUAUUGUUGUUGCCUCGGACAACAGCAAAUUAGCAAUACCUACUCCAAUCACGUGGCUAAAGUUAGAGAUUGGUUAUCCUGUUCCUGUUAUUGGUCAAAUAUAUGAAUAGUAUAGACCACUCACCAAUACAAAAAAAAAGUCAGAGAAGUAUGUUCAAGUUAAUACACUGCAUUGGAUAACAGAUUUUGGACGUAUAUUGGCUAUUGAAAAUUCAUACUUAUCCGCAAAUUUUGUAGCUACAAUUGAAAAUCUUAAAUUAAACAAGUUUGUUAUAAUUGAGUUUUUGGAAGAAGAACAAUGUAUUGAAAUAGUCCCAAGUAACUGGAUCAUUGUUGAUGAGAUACUACAAAAGUUUAUUUGUAGGUGGCCAGGAAGUUCUAAUGCUUCCCGCUAUACAGCCUCUCAAAAACUACCAACAAAUGUAUGGGAUAAAUAAGACUGCAUUCCAAAAAAGUUUGCUGAAUCAUAUGAUGUAGCAAAGAAAAAAUUAACAACAUUUUGUAAUACCAGUACAACCGAGGUGGAAAAUGUAGAUAAGCCUAGAAAACGUAAAAAAAAACAGUUCUUUGAUUCUUCUAACAAGAACACUGAAGAUACAUGGGAUAUUGAAUUAAGUCAAAGCUCGAGUAAAAGAUUAAAAAGGAAAAAUAAUAAUAAACAAAUUGAUUCAGACGGAAGUGAUUCAAUACUUCAUCGCAAUUACUAUGUAUCGUCUGUGGAUUUAGAAAAAGCUCCAAAACCUUCUGGCUUAUUUGAUAUAUGCAGCAGUAAAGAAAACUCGCCUGAUAUAGUGGAACAAUCAGAAAUAAAUUAUGAUGAAGACAAUUCUGAACAAAAUACUGUAUUGUCCCAAAAUGUACAACAGCAUUUAACAAAUAUAAAUCCAACAUCCAACAUGUCAAGUUAUAAUAUGAUGGAUAAAAUGCAAUGUAUCAGUCACACAUUAAUGAAAGUGUUUAAUCAAAUGGUUUCCCUUCAAAAGGAUAUUAAUGUUAUAAAAAUUGAUGUGAUGAAAAAUCAAAAUUUAAUAGCAGAAGUAAAUGACAGACAAAACCACCAAACCACUCGAAAUCAAACUGUUGAAAAUAUGAAUCGGUCAAAUUUAAAAAUACCGUUAGAGACCAUGGAACAACUUGACAGUCUUGAAGCCGAUGAAGAACUAAAACAAAUCUUUGCUAAUGUUAUUCGCAGAAAUGGAAAGUCAUUUGACUCAAAAAGAACAACAUAUCAAAUUAUGAAGAUGGUUUUUGAAAAUCGCAUGGCCGAGGGAUUGAAUAUGGAAGGAAGAGGAGAAAAGCGAGCAUUUGGAAAAAUGGAAAUUUGUACAAUAAUAAUAGAUGCUGUGAAGUUCAUGUUUCCUGAAGAAUCACUGAAACUGAUAAAAAUGCAUAUGAGUGAUUGGCUAAAGCAGGCUCCUAAGAGGAAAUCCUAAUAAUAUAAUUAUUGAUUUAUACUAAUAUUAAAACAUGAUUUUUGUGAUUAUAUA